AGGCUGUUGAAGUAGGCUGCAGGGAUAAGCAAGAAGCGGAAAAAAAAAAAAUCUCUCUCCCACAGAUAUAUACACACAGAAGAAGGGUGGGCUUGACAAUUUCCCUUCUUUGGCGGACUGAAGCGGCUGCAAAGACUUGACCAAGGUGCAGGCGCAAUGUUGGGCGUCCUCCUCAGCCUGUCCUUUGUUCACCUGGUGACACAGGCAGCCCCUCCCACAGGCUCCCCUGUGCCCUGCAAGCGCUGCUGCGAUGACCUGCAACCAGCGGAGGACAGCGCGGCCCCGCCCGCGGCAGGAGGAUACAACCAGGUGCCCCAGGUCCGCGCCUACAUCAACAUGACCAUCCUUAAAGGUGAUAAAGGAGACCGUGGUGAAAGAGGGACACCAGGUAAAACUGGACCGGAAGGCCCUCCGGGAGCCAUCGGACCCAUGGGCUCAAAAGGCUCCAAGGGCCAGGCCGGUCUCCCCGGAGACCCUUGCAAAGUCCAGCACGCCGCUUUUUCCGUGGGCCGUCGCAAGUCCCUCCACAGCCUGGAGGCCUACCAGGCGCUGAUAUUCGACACCGUUUUCGUGAACCUCGACAACCACUUCAACAUGUUCAGCGGGAAAUUCGUCUGCCACACACCCGGGAUCUAUUUCUUCAACGUCAAUAUCCACACGUGGAACUUCAAGGAGACCUACCUGCACAUCAUGCGCAAUGAAGCCGAGCAGGCGAUAGUGUACGCUCAGCCCAGCGACCGCUCCAUCAUGCAGAGCCAGAGCCUGAUGCUGGACUUGAACGUCAACGACGAGGUGUGGGUCCGCCUGUAUAAGCGGGAAAGGGAAAAUGCCAUUUACAGCGAUGACGUAGAUAUUUAUGUCACCUUCAAUGGACACCUCAUCAAAGCAAGCUCAGAGUGAGGAGGAGAGGGGGCGGGGAAUAAAGAUUUUUUUUUUUUUUUUUUUAGGCAGAAUGGCAUCCGCAAUCAACAUUGUAACCAGAAAACAUAAAAAUAAACGAAUUACUCUUUAACUUAA
Messenger RNA from Hippocampus comes (tiger tail seahorse), 1017 nucleotides. RefSeq names its product C1q and TNF related 6a (gene c1qtnf6a). The transcript has 3 exons. The coding region runs from base 157 to 900 and encodes 247 amino acids. The record is from RefSeq and is a predicted model, not a curated record. Gene Ontology annotation, molecular function: protein binding. Lineage: Eukaryota; Metazoa; Chordata; Actinopteri; Syngnathiformes; Syngnathidae.